GCCCGGCGGGGCUGUGGGUCAGUAGAGGGGCUCUGCCAGCAGCUUGCCCCCGCGGGCCUCCACGUGCCGCGGAGAGUGCUUUCCUCUGGGGCCCGAGACCGCGCUGUCCCCGGCGGGCGGUCGCCAACCUGCUGGGCCAGAUGUGCUGCCGCGGGUGGGAGCCAGCUGUUGUGGCCCCCGGCCUCCAGCAGAGGCUUUUAGCCUGAGCCCCGGGUGGGGGGCAGGGAGCAGAGCAUCCAGGACUACUAUGCCUGGCCAAGACCACCACCAGCUCUCAGAAGGGGAGCAUCCAUCUGUGACACUGUUUCGCCAGUACCUCCAAAUUCAGACUGUGCAGCCAGAACCCAAGUAUGAGGAAGCUGUGCUUUUUUUGGAGAAAAUAGCCAAGGACUUGGGCCUUGAGUAUCAGAAGGUGGAGGUGGCUCCAGACCGAGUGGUGACAAUAUUGACCUGGAGAGGCACAGAUCCCAGGCUCCGUUCCCUUGUGCUUAACUCCCACACUGAUGUGGUGCCUGUCUUCAAGGAACACUGGAAUCAUGAUCCCUUCGAAGCCUUCAAGGACGCCCAAGGGAACAUUUUUGCUCGGGGUGCUCAGGACAUGAAAUGUGUUGGCAUUCAGUACGUGGAGGCUAUUCGGAGGCUAAAAGCAGAAGGGAAGUCUUUUCCCAGGACCAUUCACCUGACAUUUGUCCCAGAUGAGGAGGUUGGAGGACACAAGGGCAUGGAGCUGUUUGUGAAACGGCCAGAGUUUCAGGCUCUAAGAGCUGGCUUCGCCCUCGAUGAAGGCUUGGCUAGCCCUACAGAAACCUUCACGGUCUUCUACAGCGAACGCAGCCCCUGGUGGCUGUGUGUCACCAGCUCUGGGAACCCAGGCCACGGCUCGCGUUUCAUUGAGAAUACGGCCGCAGAGAAGCUGCAUAAGGUGGUCACCUCCGUGCUGAAGUUCCGAGAGCAGGAGAAUCAGCGGCUCCAAUCCAACCCCAACCUGACCCUGGGGGCCGUGACCACCGUGAACCUGACCAUCCUGAAUGGAGGAGUUGCCUUCAAUGUGGUGCCGGCCACCAUGAGCGCGAGCUUUGACUUUCGAGUUGCUCCAGAUGUGGACCUCAAGGCCUUUGAGGAGCAGAUUCAGGGCUGGUGCCAGGAGGCUGGGGAAGGGGUCACCUACGAGUUUCACCAGAAAUGGACAGAGCCCCGAAUCACAGCCACAGAUGACUCCAACCCCUGGUGGGCCGAGUUCAGCAGAGUCUGUAGGGAGAUGAAUCUCAGUGUGAAGCCCGAGAUCUUCCCAGCUGCUACCGACAGCCGGUACCUCCGAGCCGCAGGGGUCCCAGCGCUGGGCUUCUCCCCGAUGAACCACACCCCCGUCCUGCUGCACGACCACAACGAGUUCCUGAACGAAGCCGUGUUCCUUCGGGGCAUUGACAUCUACGCCCACCUGCUGCCUGCCCUGGCCAGCUUGCCGGCCCUGCCCAACGAGUGCUAACAGCAGCGGCUACCAGCAGCCCCUCCUAGUGCCUUCCCCUCCCCACCGCUCGGGCCUGGGGGCUUCCCCUUAGCUCCCCUUAGGAACCAAAGACCCAGACCUCCAAUAAAGCCUCGUUUUGGUGCUGAGCUGUCCUGUCUCCCCUCUCCCCAGCACGCUGCACUCCUUUUCGCACCGAGCAGCCGCCCUCGCUAGGUUCUGUGGGAGGAGAAAAGGGGUGGCAAGGAGAGGGGCACAACGCUGGACCCGGAGGGCUGAUGUCCGGUCCCGCUCCGGCCCACCAACGGAAGAAUGAUGUGGUUGGGUGGGAGUGGCUGCCAUGUGCUUGCCAGCUGCCUUUACCGAUGAGGAAACAAGGCAGAGAGAGCUAAUUAAGUGACUUGCCCAAAGUCGUGCCCUACUGCUCGUCUGAAGGCGGAUUUGCACUUGGCUCUACCCACUGCACCCGCCCCGGCAUGCAAGGUGGAUGGUUUAUUCCAGUAUAGGGCAAGAUGUGGGAGGGGGAGAGAAGCACUAAGUCAGCGAGCAUUUAAAGGCAGAAUGGGGCUGAGGUACAAGGAGAUCAAACAGCAGUUCCCUCCGUCUGUUGGGAAACCCCUCAGGGAAGACAGGCUCCACACUAAUACAUGCUCUUGAUCCAACCAUUCUGGAAAUCAUUUGGGAUGUAGUCAACAGUUCAAUUGCUCCAGGGAUACCACUACCAGGCAUUAACACCGGGAGGUCAAUGGCUGAAGGAAAGGACUUAGAAAAACAAAAAUACUUGCAGUGGAUAUAUUUUUUUUUUUUUGUAGUAGCAAAAGGCUAAAAUGAAAGUGGAUGCCCACUGAUUAGAGAAUAAUUGAACAUAUUCUUGUUCACUGUAAUUAACAUUUGUCAUAAGAAAUAAUUGUCAAAGAUUCAAAGACUAUUCACAAAUAAAACUCAUGUAAAAACAA
Messenger RNA from Sarcophilus harrisii (Tasmanian devil), 2421 nucleotides. RefSeq names its product aminoacylase 1 (gene ACY1). Gene Ontology annotation, cellular component: cytoplasm. The transcript has 15 exons. NCBI's taxonomy places the organism in Eukaryota, Metazoa, Chordata, Mammalia, Dasyuromorphia, Dasyuridae. The record is from RefSeq and is a predicted model, not a curated record. The coding region runs from base 248 to 1486 and encodes 412 amino acids. Gene Ontology annotation, biological process: amino acid metabolic process. Gene Ontology annotation, molecular function: aminoacylase activity.